AUGACGACAUUGCAAGAACAAGGAAAUGAUGCUCAAGAAACUCUUACACCCACUCAUCAUACCAAUUAUACGCACUCUAUCUUACUCUACGUGAAUGGAGUCAAGCAUCAAUUGAGUUGUCCCAAUCCUGAACUCACUCUCUCACAAUAUCUGAGAAAUGAAUUAAGGCUCACAGGCACCAAAAUUGGAUGUAAUGAAGGAGGAUGCGGAAGCUGUGUGGUGAUGAUUCAACACUUUGAUCAUGGCAAGCAAAGAGUAGUGAGCAGAAGUGUCAAUUCAUGUCUAUUUCCGUUGAUCGAGUGCGAUGGAUGUCAUGUGGUUACCGUGGAAGGUGUGGGAUCCUCUCGAGACGAUAUGUUGCAUUUGAUUCAGAGAAGAAUUAGAGAAUUCAAUGGAUCACAGUGUGGAUUUUGUACACCAGGAUUUGUGAUGAGUUUGUACACCUUGUUGCGAAACAAUCCAAAGCCAUCACUGGAGGAAAUUGAAAGAGCUCUUGAUGGCAAUUUAUGUCGCUGCACGGGAUAUAGACCAAUAUUGGAUGCAGCCCGUUCGUUGGUUGGAUGUGGACUGGAAAAUUGCUGUCAAACAAACAACUCGUCAUCAUGUAGUUCGAAAGGAUGCGGAAUGAAGGAUUGUUGUCAAAACAGAGAUGGCAAUGAUUGCUGUAAAGAUGUUAAUGACAAUCCCAUCACUGAAAAAGCAUCAACCACCAAAGCAGAUCCAUUAUUCCCUUUUGAAUUGAGAACAUACAAAUAUAAACCACUCCGAGUCACCAAUGCAAGAUCCUUGACUCAUGCAACUAAACCUCUCCUCUGGUACAGACCAACCACACUUGAAAACUUUUUAGAAAUUUUACAGAGACACCCCAACGAGCACAAACGAUUCAUUGUUGGCAAUACUGAAAUUGCAAUUGAACAGAGAAUGAAAAACAAACAUUUCCCAGUGGUAAUUCAACCCACUCACAUUCAGGAAUUGUUAGAAAUGAAAGCAGUUUACAAUGGAGAUAGUGGAGAGGCCUCUCACUUGAUAUUGGGAGCAAGUGUUACACUUGCAAGCAUGGAACAAUUUUUAAGAGAGCAGCGUGAAUCACUUCCACCUCAUCAAGGCAAGGCUCUUGAUUGCAUUCUCGACCAAUUGAAAUAUUUUGCUUCCACCUCCAUUCGAAAUACUGCUUGUCUAGCAGGAAAUAUUGUCACAGCAAGUCCAGUGAGCGAUUUGAACCCGUUGUGGAUGGCAUUGGAUUGUAAACUUAAAAUCAUGCACAUGGACGGCCAAGUGAAAACGAUCGAAUUUAAAGAUUUCUUUAUUGGAUAUCGUCAAGUUCAAUUGAAAAAGAGUGAAUUAAUUAUUCACAUGGUGCUUCCACUUCCAAGUGUUGUUUGUAAAAAUUCAAAUGAUUCGAUCCAAACAUGUGACCUGAUCACUAAAGCAUACAAACAAUCCAAGAGAAGGGAAGAUGACAUUGCUGUUGUGACUGCAGGUAUGAAAAUUAGAAUAGAACAUGGAAGCCAUAUUGUGAGGGACAUUAGAUUGGUGUAUGGUGGAAUGAAUGCAUAUACAGUUUCAGCCGAAAAAACACGCUCCUUCUUGAUUGGAAAACCAUUUUCAAAACAAGUAUUUGAGGGUUCUCUCAAUUUUCUUGAUGAAGAUUUGCCACUUGAUAAGAAUGCACCAGGUGGAAUGGUUGAAUAUCGAAAGACAUUAUCAAUGUCUUUUUAUUUCAAAUUUUACCUCUAUGUGACUAAAACUUUGAAUAUUCGAGAGUUGACAGAGGAUGAAAAUUCUGUCCUCUUAGAUCAAUACUACAUUGAAAGACAUUUUCCAAUUGGAAAACAAUUAUUUAAGCCACUUCAAAUUGGAGCAAGUGUUGGUCAACCUCUUCCACAUCAAUCUGCUCAUUUACAAGUAUCAGGUGAAGCAAAAUUUGUGGACGACAUUCUUCCAUUUUAUGGCGAAGUUUAUGCUGCCCUUGUUCUCUCAACAAAACCCCUCGCGAAAAUUGUCUCUGUCAAUGUUGAGAAAGCUCUCCAAAUGAAUGGUGUCUUGGGAUUUGUAGAUCACAGAGAUGUGAAGGGUGUAAACAAAAUUGGUGUUGUCAUUCCACAAGAAGAGGAAUUAUUCAAAUCCCAAUAUUGUACAAGUACCGGGCAGCUCAUAGGACUGAUCGUUGCAGAGACCGAGCUUCAAGCAAAGAAUGCUGCUCGAGAAGUGGUUAUUGAAUAUGAAACUCUACAAGAUCAAAAACCAAUUUUCACAAUUCGAGAGGCCCUAGAACAGAAAUCCUUCCAUGUGAAAGAAAAGAAAAUCUCAUCACAAGCACCUUCGUUAUUGAACCCACAAAUCCACAAACAUGCUCCUGAAUUGAUCCAAGAAAUUGAAAACAAUCUCCAACUCACAAAGGACUAUGUCAUUGUUGAAGGUGACGCUUACACAAACACUGCUCAGGAGCAUUUUUAUGUGGAACCAUAUGCAGCGUUGGUCAUUCCUAAUUUCCCUGAGUUAGGAGAAUAUCAAGUGUAUUGUACCACACAGGAUUGUUCGCACACUCAAAUGACUGUCGCUGAGGUUCUCAAUAUUCCCAGUAAUAAGGUUGUUGCGUCUGUUAAACGACUUGGAGGUGGAUUUGGAGGAAAAGAAUCAAAACCAACCUAUCUUGCAGCUGCAAUUGCAGUGGCUGCGCAAAAAUUCCAGAGACCAAUUCGAAUCAUUCUUGACAGAGAUGUCGACAUGUCCACAACAGGACAACGACAUCCUUUCUUUGCCAAAUAUAAGACAGCUUUGAAUAGAUCGACCUUAAAAAUUCAAGCUCUUGAUAUUGAGCUUGUCUCUAAUGGAGGUUAUAGCAUGGAUCUGAGUGAAAGUGUUCUCAAUCGAGCGAUGCAAAGUGUUGAUAAUUGCUAUUUUAUUCCAGCAUUUAAGAUUACUGGACGAGUUUGUAAAACCAACGUCCAAUCCAAUACUGCAUUCAGAGGAUUUGGAGGCCCACAGUCUUUUAUUGCGAUAGAAACGGUCAUUGAUCAUUUGUCACAUACCCUCUCCAAUCAACUCGAUGCAAGCUCACAACUCUCAAAAAAUCCUUCUCAAUUAGCCCUUGCGAUUCGAGAAGCCAACUUUUACAGCGCCCAACAUUCUAUUACUCCAUUCCAGAUGAAAAUUGAAGACAUUGAUCGAAUUCACACUUUAUGGAAUCAAACUAAAGAAUGUUCCAACUACGAGGAACGACUCAAAGAAAUUGAAAAUUUCAACUCGAAGCAUAGAUACCGUAAAAAAGGUAUUUCCAUGCUGCCUGUGAAAUUUGGUAUUGCCUUUGGAGCACCAUUCUUGAAUCAAGGAGGCGCAUUUAUUAACAUUUAUCACAACGAUGGUUCUGUACUAUUGAGCACAGGUGGUGUUUGCAUGGGUCAAGGUCUCUUCAUCAAAUUGAUUCAAUGUGCGUCCACUGCCCUUGGCAUUCCUCCAGAACUUAUUCAUAUUAAGGACACUUCAAGUGAUAAGACUCCCAAUAUGUCAGCUACUGCUGCAAGUGUAUCGAGUGAUUUAUAUGGACAAGCUGUGAUUAAUGCUUGCAAUGUGAUCAAUAAGCGUUUGGAUGCACUCAAAAAAGAACUUUUUCCAGAAUUAUUUUCAAACUAUAUUCUUGAUGAAAAGAACAAGCUUCAUGCUCCUCCAGUUUUAACCAAAGAGCAAUGGACUCAAUUAGUAGAGAAGGCCUACUUCAAGGGAGACAUUUCACUCAGCGCCACUGGAUUCUAUCAUACCUCUCAAGUGUGGAUGGAUUGGACGAAUGGUGUUGGAAGACCAUUCGAAUAUUUCACUUAUGGAUGUGCUGCUAGUGAAGUAGAAAUUGAUACCCUCACAGGAGAUUGGACUGUGAAACGAACAGAUAUUGUCAUGGAUGUUGGAAAUAGCAUUAAUCCUUCUAUUGACAUUGGUCAAAUUGAGGGAGCAUUUAUUCAAGGAAUGGGUUUAUUUACAAUGGAGGAAUUUAUGUGGGGAGAUGAAUCACAUACUUGGAUUCAACCAGGUCAAUGCUUUACAAAGGGACCUGGUGCUUAUAAAAUCCCAUCUGCUGGUGACAUUCCGUGUGAAUUUAAUGUUCACCUAUUGAAAGAUUCUUUCAAUCCAAAAGCAACCUAUAGUUCGAAAGGUAUUGGAGAACCUCCUCUUUCUUUGGGGGCAACAGUUUUCUUUGCUAUUAAACAAGCUGUUGAAAGUGCUCGAAGAGACGUUGGCAUUUCUUCAUAUUGUAAAUUAGAACCUCCUGCAACCACGGAGAAAAUUCGAGUGGCUUGCUAUGACAAGUUUGUGGAGAGAUUUGCUGAAGAUGAGAAAACUCGAAUUAAAUGCAGUUAUUAA
Molecule: messenger RNA, 4356 nt
Organism: Naegleria fowleri
Lineage: Eukaryota; Heterolobosea; Eutetramitea; Acrasida; Naegleriidae
Exons: 7
Coding region: 1-4356 (1451 amino acids)
Molecular function (GO): 2 iron, 2 sulfur cluster binding; oxidoreductase activity; iron ion binding
Source: RefSeq, a predicted model, not a curated record